AUGGGGGCUCUAAGGGGUUCCAGGGAGCGGGCGGUCAGGCGAGAAACGGGGAGGCUGGGGAGACAGGGUGUAAUUAGCCCCCCGGAGGCGGGGUGGGAGGGGGAGAAGCAGCUGUGCCCCGGGGAACUCGGAGGGGCAGAGCUCCGGAAAAGAGGCCUGAACUCUACCGGUGCCCCCUAUGUCGCCUGCUGCGCCUGCGCGUCCGGAGAGGAGCGGGCACGCUUACGCGGUUGCUACGGCAACCAGGAGGCGCAAAAGCCCAUCUCGCGCCCCUCCUCUACCACUCUGCGCAAGCGCACAAAGCCGCGCUACCAACCUCCGCAGCGGCCGCGCGCACUCGUCACCCUACGGGCUACUUUUGUCUCGCGCAACCUUCUUAGGCCUUCUGCGAGAUCGGCCGUUCUUUUCCUCCACACUCCCCACCCGGAGAGCCAGCGGUGGCGGAAGAAGCCGAAGUUCUCCGUCGAGGGAGGAGAGAGCGAGUGGAAUCUCCGGAAAGAGCCGAAGCUUGGAAUCGAGUUUAAUCUCUGGCAGAGCCCGAGGGCGGGCGCUGGAAACCUUCGCAAAGUGCCAAGGCCUGGGACGCUCCUCCUGAGCAUCCUCAGGUAUCUUACACCCCGGGGGCAUUUCCAGGCCCUGUCCCCUCAGCCACCAGUGCGAGGGUGGGCUGGGCCGGGUCCUCCCUCAGCUCAUCCUCCUGCCCCCCACCCUUGCCCAGAGCGGGAUAAGGAGAACCGCCACCGGAAGCGCAGCCACAGCCGUUCUCGAAGCCGGGACCGCAAGCGCCGGAGCCGGAGCCGGGACCGGCGAAACCGGGACCAGCGGAGCGCCUCCCGCGACAGGAGGCGAAGAAGCAAACCUUUGACCAGAGGCGCUAAAGAGGAGCACGGUGGACUGAUUCGUUCCCCUCGCCAUGAGAAGAAGAAGAAGGUCCGUAAAUACUGGGACGUGCCACCGCCCGGCUUCGAGCACAUCACGCCCAUGCAGUAUAAGGCUAUGCAAGCCGCGGGUCAGAUUCCAGCCACCGCCCUUCUCCCCACCAUGACCCCUGAUGGUCUGGCCGUGACCCCGACGCCGGUGCCCGUGGUCGGGAGCCAGAUGACCAGACAGGCCCGGCGCCUCUACGUGGGCAACAUCCCCUUUGGCAUAACUGAGGAGGCCAUGAUGGAUUUCUUCAACGCCCAGAUGCGCCUCGGGGGGCUGACUCAGGCCCCCGGCAACCCGGUCUUGGCUGUGCAGAUUAACCAGGACAAGAACUUUGCCUUCUUGGAGUUCCGCUCAGUGGACGAGACCACCCAGGCUAUGGCCUUCGAUGGCAUCAUCUUUCAGGGCCAGUCGCUGAAGAUCCGCAGGCCUCAUGACUACCAGCCCCUGCCUGGCAUGUCGGAGAACCCCUCUGUCUAUGUGCCUGGAGUCGUGUCCACCGUGGUCCCGGACUCUGCCCACAAGCUGUUCAUCGGGGGCUUACCCAACUACCUGAAUGAUGACCAGGUGAAGGAGCUGCUCACCUCGUUUGGGCCUCUCAAGGCCUUCAACCUGGUCAAGGACAGCGCCACGGGGCUCUCCAAGGGCUACGCCUUCUGUGAGUACGUGGACAUCAACGUCACGGAUCAGGCCAUUGCGGGGCUGAACGGGAUGCAGCUGGGGGAUAAGAAACUGCUCGUCCAGAGGGCAAGUGUGGGAGCCAAGAAUGCCACGCUGAGCACCAUCAACCAGACCCCCGUGACCCUGCAAGUGCCGGGCCUGAUGAGCUCCCAGGUGCAGAUGGGCGGCCACCCGACCGAGGUCUUGUGCCUCAUGAACAUGGUGCUGCCCGAGGAGCUGCUGGACGAUGAGGAGUAUGAGGAGAUUGUGGAGGACGUGCGCGACGAGUGCAGCAAGUACGGGCUUGUCAAGUCCAUCGAGAUCCCCCGGCCUGUGGACGGCGUCGAGGUGCCUGGCUGCGGAAAGAUCUUUGUGGAGUUCACCUCUGUGUUUGACUGCCAGAAAGCCAUGCAGGGCCUGACGGGUCGCAAGUUCGCCAACAGAGUGGUUGUCACAAAAUAUUGUGACCCCGACUCUUACCACCGCCGGGACUUCUGGUAGAGGCCGUGGGGGAGGGCGGGGGCAGGGCUGGCUGGGGGCUUCUCCCCCUCCCGCCCCCCCUCUUUUCCCUCUCUGAAGAUGAUGGGCAGAGGAGUGACAGCCGAGUGACAGCCGAAUGACAGCCGGCAGCAACUGGAAUGGCAGCAACUAAG
Molecule: messenger RNA, 2237 nt
Organism: Ceratotherium simum simum (southern white rhinoceros)
Lineage: Eukaryota; Metazoa; Chordata; Mammalia; Perissodactyla; Rhinocerotidae
Source: RefSeq, a predicted model, not a curated record